AUGUGAAAGAGAGUGAGAGAGAAAAGUCUGAAGGAAAGCUGAGGUUUGAGCAAAAUGCAUAAAUCCAGAUCUUUCGCCACUGGAUCACAAAUGCCAGAUUUGAUGUAAUAAGCAGAAGCCAUUAGGAACUACAGGGGAUGAAAUUGGAAACAGCUUGGCUAUCUGUGUGAUGGAAUGCAAAAACAUUCAGGAGAAUAUAAAUGUGCAAAUUCAUGCAGAGAAACCAUUAGUAGCGGGUCUCUUUCACAGGCCUACCGCCAGGACAACCUGCAGUCAGACAUUUGGUCGGAUCAAUGAGCAACAUUGGCCAGCAAGCAGUACUGUGCAUAUUGCAAAGCAGGCAAUUCUGAGGGAUCAGAGGCAAAAGAAACAAUGGGUACAAACCAACCUGAUGUCUCAGCAUCUGGAGCAGCCAGAAAUGGCAUUGAUGCCAUUAACGCUGUUGCGCCACGGGCAGCAGUCCAACAUAGAGCACAGCAGGAGGAAAUACAGUCCCCAAAAUACUAUCAACAGAAGCCAGUCUAACUCGAUCUCCAUUCUCCAUUUCCCAAAUGAAUCCAAACACUUGGGAAAAGAUCAGAGCCUUUCAGCCAGGAAUUCAGGAAUAUUGAUACCAGAUGUCCGUGUGUCCAGCAAUCAAGGCUUUGUUGAAAUGAAACAAAAUUUGUGGAAGAAACAAAAUAAGAGUUUUCUUCACAAGGAAGAAAAUUUGCUUCCAUUACAGUUACGAAUUGGACAGGUGGAUGGUGAUGCUCAUGUAAGGUUCUCAGAGGUUUCUGAUCGUUUUUAUGAAUCAACGAUUCCUAACUCCCUCCAGCGCAAUCUCACCAUGGCAGAUCUCAGAACAUCUUGCCUCUCAGCGGGUCACCACAAGUCUGACACACUGCGCUCCAUCCUGAAAUCCUCCCAGACCUCUGCAAGCCUACACCGCUCAAUGCUCAGCCUGCAAGACAUUUACAAAGCAGAAUUUGUUUCAGGAGAAUCUCAAAGUCCCAGCUCAUUGAAGGUCUGGACUUCAAGUUUAACUUUUGGGGAUGGAAAGCCGAAAAGGGCUGAAGAGGUAGAUCCAAGUUUUAGGAACUGCACAAAUGUCCUACAAACUCAGUACUGCAUUAAUAACUGUGAUCCCUGUCUUGCACAUGGUAAAAUUGAAGUGAGACCAGCAACUGUUGCAGAACGGAAACAGAAGCUGAUGUUUCGGCAGAAAACUAUGACCAUUCUUGUCAAUCGAGAGGUCCCAGUGUAUUGA
Molecule: messenger RNA, 1249 nt
Organism: Callorhinchus milii (elephant shark)
Lineage: Eukaryota; Metazoa; Chordata; Chondrichthyes; Chimaeriformes; Callorhinchidae
Exons: 3
Coding region: 170-1249 (359 amino acids)
Source: RefSeq, a predicted model, not a curated record